GGCGGAAACGGCCUCUGGGGCUUUCCCGGGCGGAGGGGGCGCCUGUUCGGCGGGGCUCGGCCGGCCCGGGAGCCUCGUCCCUUCGCGGCCGUCGGGGCCGACGGGCCGGCCCGCCUUUUGGGCCCUUCAGCUAGUAGUCUUCAGGAUCCUCAGUCUCUCCGGCACGGGCUGGCUCUCAGACUCCUGCGACCGGCCAUGGGUGGCUCCGGGCAGUCAGGAGAAACACCCCUUCUUCGGCGACUAACAGCAGCAGGACACCCCGAUUCCACCGUGAGGCAGUUACCGCGCAGUGGUCCUCAGCCCAGGCUCUGGAGGCAGGCUCUGGGGUUUGUACUCACUCUGUGACCUUGGACAAGUCACUUUAUCUUCUGAGUCUCAGCUGCCUAAAAUUAGUUAAACGGGGAGUGAAGCUGCCUUAUAGGGCUGUGGUGGCGACGAGGCGAGAUGAUGCACGUGAAGCAGUCUGGCAUACAGCAGGCGUCCAGUAAAUGACAGUUGCUGUUAUUCAUUCACAGACCCGUGCGGAGGGCCUGAGUUAGGGACUAGGAUGUUUUUCACAACGAUGUGGCCCUAAGAGGCUGUGGGAAUUAUCAGGCUGGGAAUAGCAGCCGCCAGCUUCUGACCUCUGCAGGGAGGGGACCCUGGUUCCUUUAGAGCCCCUUUGAGGGUGGCAGCUGCCACUGAGGGAGCCCGGUUUCAGCUUCACUGAGGUUAUUUUCAGAGGUUUGGAAGCCCUCUCUGAAUUUGCCUGGAAUCGAGUUGGGGUGUGGGGACCCUCUGGCGUUUCACAACGAGUGGAAGACUGGUUGGGAUGUGUCUCAGGGGCCUCUGGCUUGGAAUGAGUGCAGAGGAGUGGCUGCGGAGGUGGAGGGGGUUGAACUGAGCUCCCCUUGUUGCUGUUCAGAGGCCAAGGGAACUCUGAGCUGCCUGAAGCUAGCUAGAUCCCUGGGCUAGCUGGUAAACCUGUGCACUGGGGCCGUGCUGGGCCCAAAAUAGCUUCUGCCUGUGCAGGGAGGGGGCGCCUUCAGAUGCUGCUUGGGGAAUGUUUCUGCUUGAAUGGGCCAGCUGAGGUAAAGCCAAGCUCAUGCUUUGCUAUCCAAAAUCAUUUCCAUUCCGUUCAGUGGGGUUUUAAACAUACAGCUUUCCUUUGAGGUGUUUACAAAAAAUAAUAAUUUAAACAGCUGCUGACUCCCUGACUGCGAUAUUUCUCUCAUCAUUGAUUUGCUUUUCAAAGGGGGCCGGGAUUGUGGGCGCAGUAAGUGCUGACCAGGCCUCUUGGCUCUGGGCACCCGCCUGAUUCUGUUAGGGAUGUUCACCGUGCCAUUUUUUUUUUUUUUUUUUUUUUUUCCGCCAGACUGGCACAUCUUGGCGUUCCAAUCCUUGGGUUGCUUGGAGAAAUUAACGGCUUCUGUCAGUGUGCUGUCUUGGUCUCCUGUAACCACGCUGUUUUUGCAGAGAGCGUGUUUUUUGUUGUUCUUGCAGAGUGCUAGGAAUAAAUUGCUCAGAAGAGACACCAGCUAUGACCAGCUACAAUGCAGCCUGUAUUCUCAGAAAAUGAAUUCAGGAGAGAUGAUGUCAGCUGCUUUACCACUGGCCGGUCUCUGGCCAGCCUCUCCUCUUGGCCCUUGAGCUUACAUCAUAAAGAGAUCUGUGGCUCUUCCAGCCGCAUUCUAUGUGAGAAGAGGUCAAUUUUGCUGCUACAGGAAUUUUUAGAACUCAACUCUGCUUGCCCUGCCAAAGGGCCUUCUGACUUAGUCGAGCCCUUUCAAGAAGAGCUGUCCAGCAGCAGGGCAGCUUUGCCUAAAAGCAGAGCAGCUCAGAGCUUGAGUCAGGGUUUUGGCAUCAGACCUAGGUUUAGAUCUCAGAUCCACGUCUUCCUAGCCUUAGGGCAAGGGACUUAGGGCAAGGGACUUGGCCUCUCUGAGCCUGGGUUUUUCUUUCUUUAACCUCGGGGUCGUCGUGUGGAUUUCAUGGUACACUUAGCAGAGGGCUGUUAUGUACUAAUCCCUUGGUGAAUGGUACUAAUGGUAGUAAAUGAGUGAGAUAAACGAGAAAAAUCAUAGGCCACAGGGCCGGCCAACCCAAGUUCAAGUUCCAGCUCUGACCCUUUCAAGCUCUGUUGGGCAGGUUAUUUAAUGGCUGAGCUUUUGUUUGUUUCCUCAAGAAUUGUUUUAAGGAUUAAGUUGGAUGAUGCAGUUAAAAUGGAAAGCCCAGUGUUUAGCGCAUAGAAUGACCUCAACAACUGUAAGUUUCCAGAGUUCCCACUGUGGGACAGUGGGUUAAGAUUCUGACUGCAUUGGCUUAGGUCACUGGGGAGGUGCAGGUUCAAUCCCUUUCCUAGCUAAGUGGGUUAAAGGAUCUGGUGUUGCUGCAGCUGCAGCUCAAAUCACUCCCUGGCCAGGGAACUUCCAUAUGCUGCAGGUAUGUCCAUAAAAAGAAAAAAAAUUGCAAGUUUCCUUUUUCUCCUUUCUUUAGCUAUCUUUUAGCAUUCAUUUUUUUUCCACUUGUUUCCUCACCUGCCUAGGUUGGUUCAAGAUUCUUCUUAGAUGGGUUUCCUGUCCUUGACUUUGGGACUUUGACUCCCAAAUGGGCUAUUUGGAUUGCUUUUCCUUAUUUAUUGCUUGCCAGCCACAAAUGGACUGUGAUUACAGAGCAGCAGACCCUGAGCUUGAGAGUGGCUGACUUUGUUUAAAAAAAAAAAAAAAAAAAAAAAAAAUCAGUCUCCAUUGGCUCGAGGCUGACUUCCUUGGAGAAAAAUCACAGCAGUGUUUAAGAGGCCUGAUUUCCUCUGCUAAAACUGUUCCCUGAGGUACUAAAAACAGUCGCCAGGGCCAGAUUUCUUUUGGAUAAAUACAAAAUGGUAAAUGUAUGUGGUUUUUUGUUAGAAAGGACAAUGAUGUUUUCUCUCAGUUUGCAGUACAGUUUUAUUUUUUAAGAGAAUAUAUGUACUUGGAUAUUGGGCAGUAAGCUCUUUGGGCUGGAAACCUUCUCAAUUGCUGGGCUCUGCUGUCCCCCACCCCCCCACCCCCCACCCCCCUGGCCAGGCUAGGGCCUGGCACAUGGUAGGCGCUACAUACUUGUUGAGCUCAGGAAUCAUGGGAUGGUAGGAGGAACACAGGUUUUUUCAAGUCAUAAGGUCAGGUUUGGAAUUUGGGGUCCAUCUUUUUCUAAACUUGAGCCAUCUAUAUAUAUAUAGCAGAUCACGUCAGGGAGCCUCGGUUUCUUCUCGCUCCUGCUGGUCUCCCAGAAUUCUGCAGAGAGCUGAGUGACAAACUGGAGCAUCAUGGAGACGUACAUGCUCUGAAUCAUUUCUUUUCACAUGUUUUCUCAAACACCUACUAUGUGCCAGGCACUGUGUUCGGCAUCCUGGUGAACAGAACAGACACAGACCUUGCCUUUGUGGAGUUUACUGUGUGUUGCGCAGAGACACACGGAAGAAGCUGGUAAAUGAGUACAGUUGAUAUUUUCAAAUGGUGUUCACCCCAGCGUAACGGGAUAACAGGCCACGGCAGGUGGGAUUUCCUGGGGUCAGGAAAUUUCGAGGUCAAGGAGGGCCUCAGAGAGAGGGAUGAUGUGUGAGCUGUGGCCUGUGUGAUGAGAGCGAGCGAGCGACAGGAGGACUCGAAGAGCACACAGAAGGAACGUGUGCAAAGAUUUCGGAUAGAAAUAAGCUUGAGGUGCUUAAGGAGCAGACAGAAGGGUUCAUGUGGGCGGGCCUUGGAGGGAAGGGAAAGACUGCUCUGAGGAGCACCGAGAGCCUUUGGCCUUGGUCAGGAGGUAGAAUUUGGUCCCAAGUGGAUUUGUGUGCUCCUCGGGCCUGUUCCUUCCAUUUGCUGCAGAAGGCUGAGGCUUCCUCGGCAGGGCAGCGGGUGGGAGGAGGUAGCCUCUCUUUGUCCCGAAUUCUUACCGCUCGCCCCAUGAUUAAGGCCCCUAAGCGUCUCUCCAAAACUAGAGAAGCAGAGGAGUGGUUCCUUGAGACGUGGGUGAUUUGACUGCCCUCCCGAGAGUUGCCAGACUUGUUGACCUUUAGGACUUCCUGAGGGAAUUCACAUGUAGCUAAGAGAGUCCACAGGUCUGUCCCAUCCCACAGCAGCUUCUUUCUUGGCCUCUCACCAUCCCCCACAGCCAGCAGGCCCCCUCCUCACUCAUAGCAGGUAUUUAUGCAGCAGAUACCCUGCCCCCGCACUGUGCUUAGGUCACCUUCCUGAGUCAUUGGGUCACAGUCCCUGCACCCAUGGAGCUGUGGUCAGCACAGAGCACUCUGCUGGUCCAGGCAGGUGACAUGCCAGUGCUUUUAGUGAUGUCCCUGCCUGUAACCCAGAAGCCAUGGAGGAGAUAAGGUAGCCCCGGUCCCUGGAUCUGAUCGGAUGGGGAAGCCCAGUUCAAUGGAUACAAAAUAUAAGGAUGACUUAUUUCGGAAGUACGUGCAGUUCCAUGAGGGCAAAGUGGACACCACCCCCAGCAAGCAGCGGCCUGGCAGUGAUGAAUACCUGCGGGUGGCAGCCUCGACCCUGCUCAGCCUGCACAAGGUGGAUCCCUUUUAUCGAUUCCGGCUGAUCCAGUUCUAUGAGGUGGUGGAGAGCUCCUUGCGCUCGCUGAGCUCCUCCAGCCUGCGGGCUCUGCACUGCGCCUUCAGCGUGCUUGAGACGGUGGGCAUCAACCUCUUCCUCUACCCGUGGAAGAAGGAGUUCAGAAGCAUCAAGACCUACACGGGCCCCUUUGUUUAUUAUGUCAAGUCCACGUUACUGGAAGAGGACAUCCGAGCCAUCCUGAACUACAUGGGCUAUGUGCCCGAGUUAGGGACGGCGUACAAGCUCAAAGAGCUGGUGGAGACCCUCCAGGUCAAGAUGGUCACCUUUGAACUCUUUCUGGCCAAGGUGGAGUGUGAGCAGAUGCUGGAAAUCCACUCCCAAGUCAAGGACAAGGGCUACUCUGAGCUGGACGUGGUGAGCGAGCGCAAGAGCAGCACGGAGGACGUGCGUGGCUGCUCGGACGCCCUGCGGCGGCGGGCGGAAGGCCGGGAGCACCUGACUGCCUCCAUGGCCCGCGUGGUGCUCCAGAAGUCGGCCAGCGAGCGGGCAGCCAAGGACUACUACAAGCCCCGCGUCACCAAGCCCUCCAGGUCGGUCGACGCCUACGACAGCUACUGGGAGAGCCGCAAGCCGCCCCUGAAGGCCUCGCUGAGCCUGCGGAAGGAGCCCGCGGCCGCAGACGUGGGGGACGACCUCAAGGACGAGAUCAUGCGGCCGUCGCCCUCGCUCCUGACCAUGUCCACCUCCCCCCACGGCAGCCCCGACGACCUGGCGGCCCCCUCCCCCAACAAUGGCCUCGGCUCGCUGCGCGGCUCGUACUUAUCCGCUCAGGAUGAUGUGGAUCUCUACACAGACUCGGAGCCGAGGGCCGCUUACCGGAGGCAGGACGCCCUGCGGCCGGAUGUCUGGGUGGUCAGGAACGACGCCCACCCCGUCUACCACAAGCGCUCGCCCCCUGCCAAAGAGUCCUCCCUCUCCAAGUGCCAAAACUGCGGUCUGUCCUGCAGCUCCUCCCUCUGCCAGCGCUGUGACAGCCUGCUUGCCUGCUCCCCGGCCUCCAAGCCCAGCGCCUUCCCCAGCAAGGCCUCUGCCCACGACAGCCUGGCCCACGGGUCGUCUCUGCGGGAGAAGUACGCAGGCCAGACUCAGGGCCUUGACCGGCCCCCGCACCUCCACUCGAAAUCGAAGCCCUCCGCCUCGGCCACCUCCCGCUGUGGCUUCUGUAACCGCCCCGGGGCCACCAACACCUGCACCCAGUGUUCAAAAGUCUCCUGCGACACCUGCCUCAGCGCCUACCAUUACGACCCCUGCUGCAAAAAGAGUGAGCUGCACAAGUUCAUGCCCAACAACCAGCUGAACUACAAGUCCACCCAGUUCUCCCAUCUCGUGUACAGAUAGACUUGACCUUGCAUCUCCCUGUCACAAGGGCUACACCACUGACUUCGGUUUCAUAGGAAAGAAAUGCCGAUGCAUGGAUCUGGGAAGCAGAGAUCUACACCUGACCAUCUGGUUGUCGGGGGUCCUGGGACCAGCCGCACCAUGUGGGAGAUCCCUUAGUGACUCAGAUAUUUCAACUGAUAGCUGCUUUGUCGCCUGGCAAGGGAGAGGGUGGCACUUCCGUUCAGAUUCAUUUUUGCUAGUCUCUCCACUCCCUAUUCUGUUUUGUUGUUAUUGUUGUUGUUGUUUGUUUUUUAAAGAGGAUUUCUAUCUCUGGGACUCUUGCCACGCCUAUGGCAAAGCCAACUUGGACUGGGAAGGGCCCUCCAGGUCCCCUCCAAAUGCCCACCUGGAGCGGCGAGCUAGAGGCCUGUUGGCUUGUGAAAUGAGCCCUCCUGCCACACUGGGCCUCGUCCACUGGCUCAUCCCUCCACCACCCCUUCCCAAACACGAGGAUCCCCACCUGCACCCCUUGCUGGAUUUCCCUGCCUCUCUAGGUGUCAAAGGUGACCUGAGUCCAGGAUUUGCUGAAUGGCAUCCAGUUGCCUCCACAGCUCAGCUCAGUUGUGGGGUCUGGGAACUUUCCUCCAGCGCUCUGAGGUGUGGCCCUCCACAGCAGGACUACUUUGCCCCUUUUCUGUUGUUUGCACAUGCCCUUCUUACUGUACUGUAAAUAGAUAUUUUUGAGAUUUAUUUUUAAAUAAAUAUUCAACUUGCCAUGUGUUUCAAAGUGGUUAAAAUAUUAAUGAUGUAGCUAUUUAUAAAGAUGCCCUGGGUUCUUUAGUCUUCCAAGGGAGGGGCUCAUGCCCUUCCACGCUGUGUCCUCCACUCACCACAGCCUGAGGGAGAGUGUGGGGGCAGAGGAGGAACAGAGAUGAUGUCCCCUCGUCCCCUGAGUUGGUGGAGAGCCUCUGUCUUCCCUACAAUAAAUCUCUAACACCUACCUCCAGUGCGCACUUAGGGGGUUAGUCCGGGCCGAGAGGUCUGUGCACCUGCAGACUGUGACAACCUAGUGACGAUUCAGGAACCUCACCCUGUGGAUCUCCAGCCUGGUCUUUGCCACUGGCUGAGCGUGAACCUUGCACUCCAAACUUCUUGAGUCUCGUUUCUGAAGGAAAGUCAUUUGGGAUUCCCACUACCCCUCCAUUUCAGUCCUCUUCUCUUCACCUGUUUCCAGGACUCCUCUGCAACAUUUGCAACCUUUUUGCACUAAAGUAAGCAGGAGUCGGCGAGUGCCCAUCAGACAGAUGUCUCCUGAGAUGCUUAGCCGAGCCUCAGCGCUUCUAGACCCAGAGCCCCCCUUAAACUCCUCUUGUGAAUUACCCCGGAUUUUCCUUUUGGGGUGCAGAGCAGGAGUGGGGCGAGAAUUUGAAGAUGAAACUGCUUCCUUGUGAACUAACAAUAUAUUUUAGCCAUAAGUGUUUGUGAUGGACAGAAUGUUAUAGGAAUUUACAUGCAGUGGGUUUUCUGGUAGAAUGAGGUAUUCAGCUCUUGAGCAGAUUUAAAUCUGGCUGAAUCCUGAGGCCACUGUGAAUUUGCUGAUGUUCUUCCAACUCAGUCGAGUGAUUUUAAGGUUUUCAAAAUCUUCUAUGGCUCUUUUUUUAUAUAUCUAGUAGAUUACAUGUAGAUAAUUCACUGUGUAUAUAAAGCUGAAUUUCAACCAACUUUAAUACUAAGACCUGCCCAUUCUGGGGCAUUCAUCUUUGAUGUUCUUCCUUUUCCCAUUUCAGAAGUGUCAAUGCCUGUCCCAGUCCUGGUUUUCCAUUUUCAGACCGCUCUAGCACUACACUCUUUUAACCAACCGUGAUGCCACGUAACUUCAACACGGCAGACAAAAGCAGAAAUAACUAACUUGUCCUAGAAGAGAAAGUCCAGUGUGUGUAUCAUCACGGAAAUACUGUAUUCAUGGACUGGAAUAGGAAAUGCUAUGACUAUGCUCCUCCUUGGUGUGUAUCUUAUUGUGUGAGGUUGCUGUGAUUGAGAUAGUUAAAUAUAUGCUAAUUUAAAAAUGCAGAUGUUUUGCUUUUGAUUUCUACCAAGAGUUGAAAUGUUGAGAGAUAAUUUAAAAAAAUAAUAAUAAAGUGUCUUCCAUUGUUAAA
This is a messenger RNA of Sus scrofa (pig), 8068 nucleotides long. RefSeq names its product spermatogenesis associated 2 (gene SPATA2). Gene Ontology annotation, biological process: protein K63-linked deubiquitination; regulation of necroptotic process; regulation of tumor necrosis factor-mediated signaling pathway. The record is from RefSeq and is a predicted model, not a curated record. NCBI's taxonomy places the organism in Eukaryota, Metazoa, Chordata, Mammalia, Artiodactyla, Suidae. Gene Ontology annotation, cellular component: cytoplasm.